AUGGCUCGGCGCUUCAUCCAGGCCGCCAGCAGCCGCUUCAAGCGCUCCAAAAAGAUUGGUACGUGUACGGAUGACGUAGAUUGGAUGAUCCGGGAGGUUGUCGUUGCCCGCUCGGUGCAGAACGUUAAGAGCCCCGACGCUCUCAUCUCGGUCGCGCAGUUCAUGAGGAUGCCGCUCUCCAUCUGGCUGAGCCUCAUGAACCUGCUCAGCCCGCGCGACUUGCUCAACUGGGCACAUGCGCACCCGUUUUUCAAGGACCUCAUCACCAAGUCGCCGAAACGGUGGGCCAGAGUCAAGGGGCGCGAGGCAAUGAACUACGAGUAUCAUGGACAUCGCGAGGGAUGGGAGGAGGCAAAGGCGUACAAGCUGACGUGGAGCCGCUUCUGGUGGGAGAACGAACAGAAAUACAUUCUGGCCUACGGAGAUGAAUAUUCCUUCGCACGGGACGAUUUCUACUACAAAGGCUGUGACGAACUCCAUUUUGUUCCGCUCCGUCCGGGUGUUGAUCGCGAGAAAGUGGCCGUCGAGGAUUUCCUUAUCCUAUUCAACAACGCGACCUUUGACCAGGUCGCCAUCGGCCCCAAGUGGGAGCUGCCCGACCUCGAGAAGUACAACAUCCGCCCAUCCAUCCGUGCCCAUGCCGUCAUGCUGACGUGCCCAACUGAAGAGCAUUACGCCCAGAUGCUGAAAUUCGAGCCGCAGUGCGUGGCCCUCGACGUUUCCAACAAGCCAAAAGUUGGCGCACUGCGCUCGGCGGUCAAAACUGUGAUGACCAUGCUUCCGGACUUGCCAAAACUGUGGGUGGUCGUUGGCCGCGAGGUCGCUGAGGUGACCCUGCUCUGCGACGUCCCCUCGCCCACCAUCGUCGCCUAUUUCGAUGUGGUCGGAGAUUAUCGACGAAUCCGAGGCGAUGCUCCACUGGUCAAAAAAUUCGAGCGCACCUUGAAGCCGACGUUGAACACCCUGAUUAAGGGAAAGACCGAUCCGUACUGCAUCGACUGGGCUAAUGAAGCGCACGAAUUUUGGCUGAUUCGUCGUGGACCCGCAAGCCACGAGGGCCUGUUGAUCGGUGUGAAGGGUCCGAGUUUCCUGCUCAUCUCCUGCGACUACAACUUCCGCAGAACGCGCACCAAAGAGGCUUCCGGCAAGUUCUUUGAGGCUUCCCAGCAGGCUCAGAAGAACAUCAAGGACGCCUUCGUGGGUGACGAUCCGGAAGUGGAGUCGAACUGGCGCAGCAGACUGCCCAGAAGGAUCAUCACGGAUCGUCUCGCCGCGGUGGAACGCGCUGAGCUCGCGUUCAAGGAAUGGACCAAGAUGGAGCCGCACAACUCGGUGCCGAUCCGCGAACGUGCCAUCGAUCGCUUGCUAUUCAACUCGGUGUACCGCCACUCCUGCGAGACGUCGUUCACGCCGACGUUCGAAUUCGACCCGCCGAAGGACACGCUCCUCGGCCGCUACAUUUGGCGUCGGUCGUUUAUCAUUCAUGAUGACGAAGACGACGCCGAGUUU
Messenger RNA from Mesorhabditis spiculigera, 1509 nucleotides. NCBI's taxonomy places the organism in Eukaryota, Metazoa, Nematoda, Chromadorea, Rhabditida, Rhabditidae. The record is from the annotation of a GenBank genome assembly.